AUGCCUCUCUUCCGGCUGAAGACGGUUUUCCCGUUGAUCGCCCUGGUGUCGAUUGGCGUUUUCUUCUGGUGCAUGGAACGCUACGACCGGUCUGCGUUCCUCCGCUUCAAGCACCCCAUUGACCGCGCCAACUUGAGUGGCAGCCAGACACAAUUAGGUCCCUCUUCGCAGGGUUCGACACCCACGGUCAGCACCUGCGAGGUGGAUCCCAAGCUGGCUGCUCCUCUUCCCUUCUCCGAAUGGCUUCCCCGCAAGAACUACACUCGUGCCUACUUCCGCCCUCGCAUAGUCAGCCCCGACACCGAGUUCCACACUUUGGAGGAGGUUGAAAAGCCUGUGCUGCCCCCGAUGGUCGCGAUGGAGCGUGGAAUGGUUGUCUCUCCCGAGAACAACGAGGAGAACUUCGUCUGCCCCGAGAUCAUCAAUGUGGACGUGGCCGCUGAUGACGAUGUCGAGGAGACCUCCAAGCUCCUGUUCGGUCUGGCCACCACGGUCGACCGUCUAGACCGCCUACUCCCCUCGCUGCUCUACACCUACGGUAACACCAAGGCUGGUUUGAUCGUUCUGGUUCCCGAAUCCGAUGACGACCUGGAGAAGCAAGAGACCUACUUCCGCAACCGCGGUUUGGAUCUGACUCUCAAGGCCUCCCCGCUGGACUUCACUGCUCGUUACUUCGGUAUGGUUGAGGCUUUCUCAGAGCACAUCCGCAAAUUCCGCCCUCACACCACCUGGGUUGGAUUCAGCGAUGAUGAUACUUUCUUCCUGUCUCUGCCUACGAUCGCCAAGGAGCUGAAACUGUUUGAUGAGAAGAAGAAGCACUAUAUUGGGUCUCUGUCCGAGGCCAGCUGGCAGGUCGACACCUUCGGUCACAUCGCUUUCGGUGGUGCGGGUGUAUUCGUCUCAAAGCCACUGCUCGACGUGCUCAUGAAGUACUACGAUGAGUGCCAGUCCUGGGGUGAGCAGCCCGGUGACCAGAAGCUUGGCCAGUGCAUUCAGCGUUUCGGUGACACUCAACUGACUCUCUGGCCCUCGCUCUACCAAAUGGAUAUGACCGACCCGGUGGACGGUGUCUACGAGUCUGGUCGCAAGAUUGAGUCCAUGCACCACUGGAACUCGUGGUAUUCCAAGGACGUGGUGAAGAUGACGACUGUGGCUGCGGCCGCGGGCCGAAAGUCUGUGUUGCGCCGCUGGGUCUUCGACCAGGAGGAGACCAUCAACAACUCGACCGGCGAGUCGAUCCGCCACUUCUGGGUCCUGACCAACGGUUACUCCCUGGUCAAGUACACCUAUGGCGAAUCCGUGCCUGACGAUGUCAUCAACUUCGAUGCUGUCGAGAAGACGUGGCCCGAGGACCCUCGUGGUUUCGAGGAACGCCUCGGUCCUCUGCGUCCCGCCGAGGAUGAAGGUGUCACCAAGGACCGGUGGUUGCUGCACGAUGCGUAUGUUGUCGGUGACAACGUACACCAGUUCUACGUCCGCGAGGAAGACGAGGGUCACAGUGUGAUUGAGAUCGUCUGGCUCGGUCCCGAGGGCGGCGGUGGCGGCGGUAUCAGCGAUCACUACAUCCGUGGGACCUACCAGCAAUGA
Molecule: messenger RNA, 1587 nt
Organism: Penicillium canariense
Lineage: Eukaryota; Fungi; Ascomycota; Eurotiomycetes; Eurotiales; Aspergillaceae
Gene: gfsA
Product: glycosyltransferase family 31 protein
Exons: 1
Coding region: 1-1587 (528 amino acids)
Molecular function (GO): acetylglucosaminyltransferase activity
Source: RefSeq, a predicted model, not a curated record